UAGCAGUUCUUCUGAUCUUCAGUGGGGUUAUUAGGACCUAGUUUCAUAUAAAACUAUACAUUUCGCUGUGAAAAUUUUAAGAAUUGCGUUUUGGCUUAGACAAUAAAUACCUGGAUCAAGUCCAUAUUCAACAAGACACGUGGUCAUAUCAUCGUCUCUGCUAUCAACGUUAGUCGUCGUUUCCUAUAAUAUAAAAACCAUCAUGCAACUGAGCCUGUCAAACCAAGUUUUGUAAACAUAUGACAUACCGCAAGAAUUCCUACGAGAAUGAAAAAGAAAACAAUGACAGUUUUCAUGGCGAAUGAAAGAAGAUGACGAAGAUGCCGCGUUUAUCAGUCAAUGUACGUAACCGCACUGAAGCGCUGCAGACUGAACACGUUAUGAGAUAGUAAGCUGACCCUUUACGUGCUGCAGAUUGAUGGUGACUGUAAAUUAGAGCACUUGGAUUAAGCCAUGCCCUAGAUUAUAAGUGUUUGCACAGACAAUAAUUUGAAGGUAGAACACAGCUUUCCGCAGUUUGAAAAUGGUACCCCUAAAAUGAAAGAACAAGUCAACACGUGUUUAAGAAACUACAAAAUCGAUGCAGCUGUUCUUGAACUAGGCGACGAAAAAAAUUUUGAGAAGACUGAUAAACUUACAAAACUAGAAUGGGGAUGUGUUCGAGCUUGCGUUUACAAAGGAGCUAACUUUAUGAGAGCCGAUGGAUCUUUGGACAUCGAAGUUUUGACCGACGGUGAUGAACCCGAGGACAAGAAGAAAUUCGAAAGUGUUGUGGGUAUCUGCAGAGCUGAAGCUGGAAAAGAUGACUGCAAGUUCUUCCAGUGCAUGGAUGAGAAAGAUGAUUCAUAGAAUGUAUCAUACCUGUACUAAAAUAAAUUGAAUUUUUACUUAA
Molecule: messenger RNA, 892 nt
Organism: Nasonia vitripennis (jewel wasp)
Lineage: Eukaryota; Metazoa; Arthropoda; Insecta; Hymenoptera; Pteromalidae
Exons: 6
Coding region: 538-849 (103 amino acids)
Molecular function (GO): odorant binding
Source: RefSeq, a predicted model, not a curated record